Acanthosepion pharaonis is the source of this 501-nucleotide messenger RNA. The record is from the annotation of a GenBank genome assembly. NCBI's taxonomy places the organism in Eukaryota, Metazoa, Mollusca, Cephalopoda, Sepiida, Sepiidae.
AUGGGACCUUCUUCUCUUCACUUCUUUCUAUUCUUUUCAUCAUUUCUUCUUCUUUCUUUUCGGUUUCUAUUUCUUUUCUUCUUUUCCCUUUUUCCUUCUGUUCUUUUCUUCUUCUCUUUCUUUUCUUCUUAUUUCCUUUCCCAUCUCUUUCAUUUUCCCUUUUUUCUUUUUUUUCUUUUCAUCUGUUCUUUCUUUCCUUCUUCUUUCCUUUCGUUUUCUAUUUCUUUCUUUCUUUCUUUCUUUCUUUCUUUCUUUCUUUUCCCUUCAUCUUUUCUUUUUGUCUUCUCUUUCUUUUUCUUCUUUUUUCCUUUUCUUUCCUAUUUCUUUCGUUCUUUACCCAUAUUCUUUCUUUUCUUUUCAUCUUGUCUCUCUUUCCUUCUUUCGACUGCUCUUGCUUUCCUUCUCCUUUCAUUUAUUUUCUCUAUCUUUCUUUCUUCCUUCCUAUCUAUCUAUCUAUCUAUCUAUAUAUCUAUCUAUCUAUCUAUCUCAGUUUGUUCGUAA